Messenger RNA from Penicillium concentricum, 2181 nucleotides. RefSeq names its product RNA-binding RNA processing protein NOP9 (gene nop9). The record is from RefSeq and is a predicted model, not a curated record. Gene Ontology annotation, cellular component: nucleolus; preribosome, small subunit precursor; 90S preribosome. The transcript has a single exon. Gene Ontology annotation, biological process: ribosomal small subunit export from nucleus; endonucleolytic cleavage in 5'-ETS of tricistronic rRNA transcript (SSU-rRNA, 5.8S rRNA, LSU-rRNA); endonucleolytic cleavage to generate mature 5'-end of SSU-rRNA from (SSU-rRNA, 5.8S rRNA, LSU-rRNA). Gene Ontology annotation, molecular function: RNA binding. Lineage: Eukaryota; Fungi; Ascomycota; Eurotiomycetes; Eurotiales; Aspergillaceae. Bases 1 to 2181 code for a protein of 726 amino acids.
AUGCCUCGUGAACAGCAAAAAAGAGGCCGCAGGGCCGAGAAGAAAGCCCAGAAAGAUGAUUCCAAGAGAAAGUUCGAGGAAACACCCGAAGACCCCGUUGCAAAGCGAAUGAAGCCCUCUGCCGACGACGAGACCAACGAGGCCAACGACGACAUCCAACUUCCUGAAAAUGAGGACUACAUUCCCCUUGACCAGGGUGAACAGCAGGUACAGCAGGAAGGCGAGCAACCUGACCUGGAUGGCGAUAUGCCUUUCUACGGUCUUCUAGACGAGGAGGAGUCGGAAUACUUCCAGCGCGCCAACGAAAUGCUGGAGCUGAACGAGUUCCAGGACGCCGAAGAGCGCAGCUUGUUUGUCGACAGUGUGUACUCGGAAGCCAGUGGCAAGGAGUUGAAGAUUGCUUGCAGUCAGGGCUGUUCGAGACUCAUGGAGAAAUUGAUCUCAAUGUCAAACGCUCAACAACUGCGCCGGAUAUUCAGCAAGUUCAUCGGCCACUUCCUCCACCUAGUGCAGCAUCGGUUCGCAAGUCACUGUUGUGAGACCCUUUUCAUUCACGCUGCGCCUGCCGUGAUGCAAAAGACGAAACCUCAAACCAAAAAGUCAGACGAAGACGAAGGAGAGGAAGAGCCGGAGCUGACCCUCGCAGAAAUGUUCAUGGCUGUUAUUGAAGAAUUGAAGGAAAACUGGGGAUACCUGUUGACAGAGAGAUUUGCGUCGCAUACGAUCCGAGUGCUACUGCUGGUUCUUGCAGGCGAGCCUGUGGAUGUCACGUCAAAUGAGUCCUUUGUCGCAAGUCGCAAGAAGGAAAGAAUUGAGAUCAAGGCUAUUCAGGGCGAGGAGAAGGUGGACAAAUCUAAAGCCGAGAAACACACUGUUCCAGCGACAUUUGAGCCGGCACUCAAGAAGAUCAUGACCGAUAUGGUUGCUGGUCUCGACGAUGUCUAUCUCCGAGCCCUGGCCACGCAUCCAGUUGGAAACCCCGUGCUUCAGGUACUAUUGUUCUUGGAGCUUUCGCACUUUGGAAAGUCUAGCGCCAAAGAUCCCAAGUCGACCAUCCGGAGACUGGUUCCCGACGAGUCGUUUGAGGAAGAAUCCGAAAGCGCGAUCUUCAUUCGUGGUCUUCUCUACGACCCAGUCGGUUCCCGUCUGUUGGAGACGAUGGUGCGAUACCUUCCUGGUAAAUCAUUCAAAAACCUUUACAAGAACAACUUGGGUGACCGAAUUGGUUCGCUCGCUCGCAACAGCACUGCUGGAUAUGUGGUUCUUCGGAUGCUGGAAAGACUUGGCAAGGAUGACUUAAAGAUCGCCAUGACCAACAUUAUCCCUGAAGUUCCCGGCCUGAUUGAACGGUCAAGACUCAUUGUUCCCAAGAUGUUGAUCGAGCGAUGUGUGGUCCGUGGCGUCGACACAAAGCCUCUUGCCGAAGCACUUGAGGGUGCUUAUAGCCAAGAUCCUGUUAUUAGACUGCAGCAAAUGCUGAAGUUCAACCCCUCCGAGAACACAGCCCCGCAAACUGAAGACCAUGAUAUGGACGGGGACAACGACGGAAAGGAGCGCAAGCCACGGGGCCCACCCCCGGUAUCUGCGGCCGAGAAGGCCGAGAAACUGCAUGCUUCUCUGCUGGUACAGGCUAUGUUGACCGUUCCUGGCCCGAUGAGCCAACUUGUCUACACGAGUCUCCUCGCCCAAUCACCCGAAAUCAUCGUACAACUUGCCCAAGAACCCACCUCUUCCCGCGUUCUCCAACAGGCCCUGACUUCCACAACCUCCACACCUCAAAUUCGACGACAACUCACCACCCGUUUCCAGGGUCAUCUCACACCUCUUGCCUUGAGCAGCAGCGGAUCACACGUAGUGGAUGCGCUCUGGACCGCAACCAAGGAUAUCUUCUUUGUCAAGGAGCGCAUGGCGCAAGAACUCGAGCAGCAUGAACAGGAGCUCCGUGAUUCCUUUGUGGGUCGUGCCGUCUGGCGAAACUGGUCAAUGGAUCUCUUCAAGCGCCGCCGACGCGAUUGGGCUCACAAGGCCAAGGGUCUUGAGGAGCGAACUGAGAGCAAUGAAGGCGCUGCACGUCCCGUGUCUAAACUUGACCAGGCGCGGGCCCGUUAUGCAGCAGCCAAGGAAGCAGCCGAUGCUGGUGCUACUGGUGCGAACCAGACUGCGGUGUCUAGCAGACAAUGA